UGAUGGACGCUUGUGUUCCGCCCGAAACGUGAUUGAUUUAUUUUAUACCUACGUGACUUUACCGAAAGAACCAAAGAGUUUGGUCAAUGCUAUGUAUGAAUGUUUGGACUUAUUUCGGACGUUACGUAUACAGCUAUGCUAAUCGGAGGUGCGAGCGAUGUUUUUUUUAAAUUCCUGAUCCAUGCUGUUUUUCUUUCUGUCUCUCGAUGUCAUUCCACCGGUGAUGAAGUAUAAGGAAUCUUAAAUGCAUUACAGUAUAUGUAUCCGUAAAAUAUACAUACAAAAUCAUAUAUUCUUUGGCAUGUAAUAAAAAUGUCAAAUUGCUAACUUAUGCAUGUGAGUAUUAUACGUAUAUUCAGAACAUGAAAACAAAUCUCUGUUGCCAUUAAAAAUAGCCACGCUUUAAGUUCCUUUGUAUGCACUUCACGGGUUAAAUUUGAUAAUACAAAUUGUGUUUGUACGUGCAUAUACUACAAUAUAUGUGAUGUGAAUUUGAGUUAAAUACACAACAAAUGCCAAAAAAAAGCUAAUUUGACAGUUGGCAACGUAUCGACAGGACUCUCUGCCGAAUGAUGCAAACAGAGCCAAAACAAUAUAGCUUUAGGUAAAACCGAUAAACUGGAGUUUUAGCCGGUGGAUUUUACAAUUUCGUUCUCCGUUGAGAAGCUUUGCAAACGUAUACAGUGUUUUGUCGGGAAAGUAAGUAAGUGAGAGAGGAGUCGGGGGGGUGUGUAGCGGUUUGUGUGUUGGGUAGCAGGGUGGGUGGGACAGACGGGGACAUUUCGUCCUGGGUCCCUUGCAAACCAAAUACAAUGCGUGAGAGCCGACUCGUGGGUGUCGUCUGCGUGUGCGCGUGAGAGAGGGGGAGAGAGAGAGAGACACGGGGUGUGUGUGGGAUUCCGGGGCAACGUGGGGCUCCUUCUCGUCACCACCCCUCCAACCGCCUUUGCCGUCAGCAUGGAUUUCAACAUCUUCAAAUCGGAGGGGCUUCUUGUGGCGGGGCUCAAUGUCCUCAUUAUUGUGGGACUCUAUCGCGUUCUGAGAAAAUGCAGAAUCUUCAGGAAGAAGAAGAGACCAACAGACAGCGCGGAGGAUGAGCUGGAGUUGGCGACGGUGCGCCACCGGCCUGAAGCCCUCGACAAGCUGGAGGCCCAGAGCAAGUUCUCACGCAAGGAGCUGCAGGUGCUGUACCGCAGCUUCAAAAACGAGUGCCCCAGCGGGAUCGUUAACGAGGAUAACUUUAAGGAGAUCUACGCGCAGUUCUUCCCACAGGGAGAUGCCAGUACAUAUGCCCACUUUCUUUUCAACGCCUUUGAUACGGAUCACAAUGGCUCCCUGAGCUUCGAGGACUUUGUGAUGGGCCUGUCCGUGCUGCUGAGAGGCACCAUCAAUGAGAAGCUCUACUGGGCCUUCAACCUCUACGACAUCAACAAGGAUGGCUACAUCACCAAGGAGGAAAUGCUGGACAUCAUGAGAUCCAUUUAUGACAUGAUGGGGAAAUACACGCACCCUGCUGUGCAAGAUGAAGCACCACUAGAACAUGUUGAAAAGUUCUUCCAGAAAAUGGACAAAAACAAAGAUGGAGUUGUUACAAUAGAUGAGUUCAUGGACACUUGUAAAACGGAUGACAGCAUCAUGCAGUCCAUGCAUCUUUUUGAGCACAUCAUAUAACCCUGCGUGCUGAACGGGUUCUCCCACGAAUUACUUUUUUCUGCUGAGAAGUAAAACAUUUAGAGGAGGAGGAGGGGAAAAACAAAAACCUGCAUGAAAACCAACACUGGGAAGAUAAACUUCUGUCCAUGACUAUUUUGUACUCCAGUGCUUUCAUUGGAUUUCGUAUACCAAGUUAAAAAAACAUAACGCAAAAAAAAGAAGACGAAAAAAAACGACCAUCUCUCAAUGAUUUAACAGUUUUAAACGUUGAUGCCUGCCAAGUUAAGACCGGUUCCGGAAGCUUGUUUGGCAAGAAUAGCCGAGCACAGCAGCCUGCUUCAACGGUUCGAUUCGUCGUCGAACAUGAAGAAAAUAAAGUUUGAUUUGUGCUCAAACAGUGUGGGACCAUUUUGGAGGCGAUGGAAUGUCUGUAAAGUCUCUUUGUACCUGCCCUUUUGUUUGUCGUGUGUCUUGCAAUAGAGAUUUCGUGGCAUUUCCUUGCAUGGACAUUGCCAUACAGCUGAUUUUAAGACAAUCUGGCCAAUUGUCCAGCCACGGUAUUUUGCCACUGAUGCAUUAAGCCGAGAACAUUUGUAUAAUUUAACUUUUUUUUAAUUGUUUAACUUUUUUUUUAUUAUACAAUGCAAUGUGAGUUAUCGAUCGUUCAUUCUACUUACAAUGAAAAUUAUUCCCCACCGCUGUAUUUCCUUCUCUUAACCGAGUGUAACCAUGUCCACCAUGUCACUACGAGUUAUGACGAGGGUUUGUAAGGAGAAAAUAUCAUGUAUAGUUAAAAUGCUGCAUCAUGUAACCUGCAGUUCCAACAUGUAAUUAACACUGAAAAUAACACGGUCGAAAAAUGUAAAGUCUUAAAUAUUUUUUUAAGUAUCAAAUGUUUUCAUGAAAGCAAAACACGGAAUAUGUGGUCUGGUUAAAAUAAGGACUUCCAUUUUAACUUCAUUAUUGGAUUUAUUAUGUUUUAAUAAUUAUUUUUGUUCAGAUUAUUUUAACUGUGUUAUGUUAGCGUUGAACACAAUGCAAGGUGUUGCAAACACACAGGCUCGAUUGACGUAAAACAUUUGAAAUGCAAAGUGUACAUUAGUUACAGGAAGAGAAUUGACGGUGGUCAUUUCCCCAUAUUUUUGUAUAUCAAUCGAGCUAUAUUGGUCUCGUAGAACAGCAUUAAUGGUGAUGGUAGUCACAUUCCUUGUAUCCACCAAUGAGCAUGAUAACAUGGUCCAAUCCCUACCAACAGCAUGAUACACACACACGAUGGACAGUACCGACAAAAUCGUUUUAAAGAAUGCAACAGAUUUUAAAUAUAAAGAUGUUGGUACUCAUGCUGGUAAUAGUUAUUGUGCUACCUGGAUAAGCACAUUUACAGUCCCACGUUUAGUCUUGGAACAAUCAUAACAAUGCUUCACUGUUUGAUGAGGUUUUUUUUUAUUAGGAUAUAGCAGGAAGAGAUUCCACACUUGAAAUCCCCUGUUUGACGGCUCAUCUUGGCUCGCCUUGAUGCUGCUACUAUAAUUAUGACUAAUUCGUGUAUAAUUAUUUUGCAUAAGUGUUAUUUUAAGUCCAUUUUGCCAGAUGUAUUGGCAACAAUAUCACAUAACUUACUUGAAUGCUGGCAUCAAGGCAAAAUCGGGCAUUCUCUAGAUUGGCCACUAGAUGGUGAUAUUCAAACAUCGUAUGAAUCCAUGAAUGUCCUUUAUUUUAGGCACACUCAAAUAUUACAAAUAAGCGUUAACCACAAUCUUAAUCCUGAAAAUUGCAGCCAAAACCGAUUGCAAAUUUUUACUUAUUUACCUGGCGGCUAAACAACAAUUUACUAAAUGUAAUUUUAUCCCUUAUCCCCUAAAUAACCUAUUUAAUGGGAAAUGCAGGCUGCCAAUACAGCUGGAGGCAUAGCUGCAAGUGCAGAUACAGUUCAAUUUUCGAUUCAGUAUAACGUUACAGGAGCAUUGUGCAAUGGUUUACAAGUAGUUGAGGAAGUGUAAAAUGAUUAGGCCCCAAACAUCCGUUGAGUCGCACAUUCCGAGCGUGUACGAUUCCAUCAUGUAUUGAUUCAAAUUGGGCAGAGAUAGGCCUUGGCCUCAACCCUGAUGAUAUCGACUGAAAUGGAUACAAAGUACAUUUGUGGCUGCAAUUGAAUGUUACCCAACAGCGUGUGAGUGUAGGCAGCUGAACGGUUUGUGCGUGGGAAUGUCGCGCGGCAGUGGGUUGUAAGUCUGCUUCACAUUCAUUGGACAUAGGUCAGUGGUAAUUCAUUCAUAGGGUCCUGUGCUCUUGGAACUGUCCUCCAUUGCUUUGGGCUAAGAAUUGGAAUUGAUUGGUAAGCUUGCCAAAAACCCAGGAUGUCAAUGAUGUGUACGGUAUUGUGAUACAUUAUUUUGUGUGCAUAGCUAUUAAGAGCUUUCACUUAUGAGAGCUGAGUGCUCUAAAACAUUUUUAUUGAAAAAAAAUUCAACUGCAAUUGCAUCCCUUGUCUGCUACAAUGGAAUAACUGCUGAGACACACUCGCAUGCCAUUGCAGGUUAGAUUGUACACAUUUCGCAUGCAGACCACAGACUUCAAGAGGCAUGGAGGCCACAUCCUUCAAGAGCCAGUACUACAAAAAUAAAUCCGAAUUAUGUACGGCAAAAAAAAUACCCUUCAGCAAUGGCAGAGGUCUAAAGAUGUUCGAAGCCUGAAGUGAUGAUGACUACUGCUGGAUUUCCACCGGCCACUUUUGAUUUGUGUUGAAGUUGCGCUGAGAAUCGCUCGCGGGCUUUCGACAGCCACGGGGCCCUUACAAUAACGCAUGUCGCACCGACGAGUAAGAUAGACCCAGAUCGCUGAACACACGCACAUGGACUGUGCUUGCUAGCCCUCCCUGUCUCGUUAUAAAGAAGCGCGUGUGUGAAACCUGACACUGUAAACAAGUAUCGGUUUGCCGUGUCGCACAGGAACGUGUCGCCAUAUCCUCCCUGGGAGGAAGUGUUUGGUUUUCUUUAACAUCAAACUGUAUUCCUCAUUCAUCGUCGGUGCAUAUGUUUUUACAUUAUUAAAAUCCUGUUUUUCAAAUGCACGUCAAAUGUAAAGUACAAUAUACAAAUCUAGACAAUUUUUUUUCCCAGGAGGGCCUCACUCAUGGGUGGUUCUGCUAUUGGAUGUUUGGGCAGUUUUCUCCCUUGGAGUGUCCUUGUGUAUGGAAGGAAACCAGAGUGCAUGUAAAGAGCCCACACAUAACGAGAUACUAAUCAAACUCUGCAUCUUUUGAUCACCACCCUAUUUGCUGUACUGUCACCUACUCUUUGCUCUACGGGGACCCAUUCACACCAUCCAAGAUGCACCCAAAACAACCAGGGGGACCAAAAGCUGAUCGAAGUUCAUCACCAAGCCCAGCCGAUCAUACCGAUAAUUUGUGACCGACACGUCACAGACACUUGUGCAAAUACAUCUCAUGAAUUUCGAGAAACGGGCAAGGAUCGGAGUUGAAUGGUCUGUGCUCCAUUGUAAUUGCAGUGUUUAAUAGCAGACAUAUAAAGGUUCUUGCAGUACAGAAACAUGCAAAUUUGUUUGCAUUGGGAGGCUGACGAUGGCUAUUCACUGUGCACUCGAAGCAAUAAAAUGCUAACGCUGCUUCUGCUGUCACUCGAUAGGACAUAGAAACCAUGCAGAUCUCCACCGAGAAUCGGCGAUUACAUAUCACAUGUGCAUACUGUUGUGGUGUUUCCUGUAUAGUUUUAACGGUCAUACUGCCAUUAGUUGCUGUGUCUGGACUAUAUGAUCAGUGCCGUAAUUGGCACCGCCACAUCGUGGAGAAUGAUCGAAAACUGCACGUCUGAUUUAAAAAACAACAACACCAUUGUUCAUUGGAUAUUCAGGUUCAGUAGGUACAGUAAUACAGAUGUGUGUGGAUGUACUUUAAAAAAAAUAUCCUGAGAUUUGCUAUUGCUCGCUAGAAAUGCAUCAUACAGGACUGUUUGAAAAAUCGGCACGUAACUUCUUCUCAGAUUGAAGAUACUGUACUCUUCAAACAUUAGGCCACUGCUACUUAUAGUCCAUGGGCCAGAUUAUAAAUUGGCAGCACCUGAAGGUAGCACUUCUGUUGUACCGAUCUAUUCAUAAGGCUAAUGAGAGUUUAUUUUUGAUUUUACCCCAACUAAUUUCGAGUGGUUUUCACAUUCUCUGUUGUUGGCCACAUAUAAAUUGAAACCUCUUCAAGUUAUGCCACCUGUUGCGGUACUUACAAGGGAAAUAUCUAGUCUGGGCGCAUGCACUCUUAUAAACAUGUUUCAGGAAGUCUCUCCCAGAAGCUAUUGCAAUGCAUUACUGUUACGAACAUAACAGUUAUUUUCAAGUGUGUAUGAUUACUAUAACGUAUUUAAAUCGAUGAAGAGAUAGCACACGUGAGCACUGAAAAAUAAAAAAAUAUAUAUGUGAUAUAGUUAAAAAGUCUGCUUGCUAGACAAUUAAUGUAUAAAGCUCCUAGCAUUGCCAAAUUAGAUCUAUAGGUAAAAUACCAAAGCACCGUGUGCUGUAAAGCUGACAGGACGGUAUAUACACACGCACUGUGAUAUCACUAUAGCGCCGUUGUGUGCUGCAGUCAAUCCAAACACAAUACGGUAUGAAAUUAGCAUUUAUUAUAUGCUUAAUCAAUAUAACUCUAGAUUAAUACCGUAUAUUUAUUAGGCCUCCCGAGCAAAUAAACAAUGAAUUACAGUUAAACGAAUCACAAUUAUUUUGCAUAUGCAGUUUUAUACAAAAUGCAUAAUAGAGGUUUAUGUUGGGUUGGAUCGCGUAAAUAUAAAUGUCAUUGAACCCGCCACUACCCGACACAGCCAAUUAGUAAAGUUUGUCACGUAAACAAAACGUUCCAAUUCGUGAAUAGUGCAGCACACCGCUUGUGUGUUGGAGAGUAAACCCGCAACAUAUUGGUCGCGAAAGACUGUGUUAACUUUGAGUCUUAUACAACUGGGUAAUCUGGUCACGGUAACAAUGCUGGCCUGCAACAGAAAACCACGUACCGUAAACUGUGAUUGAAAUCCUGAAUAUGGUGCAAUGACGAUUGCCAGGAAAUGCACUCUACUUAAUUUGAAAGAGAAUGUAGAUUUAACAGUACUUGAUUUUUGUUGAUGAUGAUGAUGGCCACGGGAACAAUGAAUUAAUCCACAAUUAUGGCAUGGCGGUAAAAGUUCCCAUCAUUAUUGCUCGUAAGUUGUGUCAUUCACAAAAUACCUGUUCUUAAAGCUAACCUGUGCUCCACCACUGUGUAAGGCUAUUGGCAAGUGGUGGCUACUAGUAUUUAGUGUUAAUUAAUUCAUUUGCAUAGAGAAGAGUAGGCACUUGGUAAGUUGUCCAUUUCAAUAUUUAAUGGUGGUACAUGUCCAGGUGUUAUCAGAUCACCUUUCCACUUCUGGUGCUUUGCUAUUUAUCCUGCAAAUGCCACUUUGCUUUUGCAGCUCAAACCGUAAAUACCAACUAUGCUUCAUACAGUAUUCCUGCAUACAAAAAUAUACCAACUAAAUAUUAUCUUCAUGAAGCUGUGUGUGUGUAUAAUAGUAUGCUGUAAUAUGACCUAUUUUGUAAAAAGGUUCUAUCACCAACGCUCAAUUGAUGUCACAUUAAAGUUACAAUAAAUUAUGUUUAUUUCAACAAAA
Messenger RNA from Petromyzon marinus (sea lamprey), 7298 nucleotides. Its product is annotated as Kv channel-interacting protein 4-like. The record is from RefSeq and is a predicted model, not a curated record. Gene Ontology annotation, cellular component: voltage-gated potassium channel complex. Gene Ontology annotation, molecular function: calcium ion binding; potassium channel regulator activity. Lineage: Eukaryota; Metazoa; Chordata; Hyperoartia; Petromyzontiformes; Petromyzontidae. Gene Ontology annotation, biological process: regulation of potassium ion transmembrane transport.